Equus quagga is the source of this 3671-nucleotide messenger RNA. It is a transcript of the gene ADGRF3, whose product is annotated as adhesion G protein-coupled receptor F3. Bases 1 to 2973 code for a protein of 990 amino acids. Lineage: Eukaryota; Metazoa; Chordata; Mammalia; Perissodactyla; Equidae. Gene Ontology annotation, biological process: cell surface receptor signaling pathway; G protein-coupled receptor signaling pathway. Gene Ontology annotation, molecular function: G protein-coupled receptor activity. The transcript is spliced from 14 exons. The record is from RefSeq and is a predicted model, not a curated record. Gene Ontology annotation, cellular component: membrane.
AUGGUCGGUUUGGCUGCCCCCGUGCUACUCCUGGCCGUGACUCUCCCCUUGGUGGGAUCACCAGGCACCAGAGCAUCUCAACCUGGACAGAGUCAGGCAGGAGGGGUGUCUGGGCAGCAACUGGACCAAGAGAGUGAAGCAGGUGAAUCAGUCCUGGUCUCGGUCUAUGUACAGCUGGACUUUUCAAAUGAGACGUGGCCAGCAGCACUCUCCAGGACCCAGACUUUCCCCACUGCCUCGCCUGCCUCUUCCCCAAGAUCCCUCCUGGGCCUUAGCCUAACAACAGACUGUAAUGUCAACCACGAUGGGUGUACCUAUUGUGCUUGCCUCUCUGGGUACCAGUGGAACACGAGUGUCUACUCCCAUCACCAUCCUUGCCAAACCGCCCACAACCACCAACCUUGUGGCUGUCUUGUCUUCAGCCCUACUGAAGCCGGGUACUGCCAGUUACUGCCACCUGUCCCCCGGACUCGGAGCCUGAGCUCCCGGAUGCCUGGCAACAAGCCAAACCUGAUUCUCCUUAUGAGCCACGAGACCACCAACCUGAACUGGUUCCUGUGGCGCCCAAGGACCCCCAGACCCUACCCCCUGCAGCCAGGGAUGCAUGUGUCCCUGACCUCUAGCCAGGGCCAGGCUGUGCUCAGCAUCUUCAACAUCUCCCACAAAUGGGCAGGUGAGUACAUGCGCUGCUUUGAGGCCCAGGGACUCAGGUGGGAGCUGUACCAGGUUGCCAGGGUGUCCCUGCAGGCCACAGACAUGGCUCAGCUUCCAGACCAGCUCUCCAUUGCCUGUGCCACCUCCCCUGGCUUCCAGCUGAGCUGCUGCAUCCCCAGCACACGCGCAGCCUACACGGCUUCCUGGAGCCCCAGAGAGGGCAGCGAAGGAUCCCAGUGCCAGCACCGCCCUGCCGCUGACACUGUGUACGCUUGUGACCUGUGGAGCCCAGGAGUGACUCCUCACAGGGGUCUCAUCUCUGGCACCAUCAUCCAGGGUGGAAAUACCACCUGCCCUGAGGAUUUCUCACUUGUUGCCUGGAAUGUCACCAAGGCUGGCCAUGUGGCACAGGCCCCGUGUCCCGUGAACAAGACAGACAUGGUGAAGAGGCCGUGUGGGCCUGACGGGGUCUGGGGACCCAUCCACAGCAGCUGUAUAGACCCAAGGCUCCAGGCCUUGCUUCAUAAAGCCUGGUGGCUGCAGGUAGGCCAGGGCCGGCCUACUGAGGAGGUCCCAGAGAUCCUGGCACAGCUGCCAGAGCAGGUGGUGGUGCUGAGCUCACCCGCUGACUUAUUGGCAGUGCUGGGCACCAUGAGAUCCCUGGCCAAGGUGGUGGCAGAAGCCAGAAUACAUCUUAACCGAAGUGCCCUGGAGUCUUUCCUGAAUACCACAGACAAGGUCCUAGACAUGGACAACAGUUCUCUGUGGACCCUGGCCCAGGCCCAGCAGCCCUCAAUGGGCUCAGAUCUUCUGCUGGCUGUGGAGACCCUGGCACGCAGCCUGUGCCAGGAGGAUCACCCCUUCUCCUUCAGCUUGCCCAGCGUGCAGAUGCAAACUGAGCUCCUCAGACCCACAUUUCCUUCUGACUACAGUGUCUCCUUCUCCACUCAGUCCCGACUGCAGGCACAGAUCCUUGGGCACUCACUGGCCCCACUGGGCCAUAAUAGAACCAACAUCAGUAUCACCAGCUUGGUGCUGCAAAAACUGGACCACCUUCUGCCCUCGAAUUAUGGACAAGGCCUGGGGGGCUCUCUCUAUGCCACUCCUGGUCUGAUCCUUGUCAUCUCCAUCACGGCAGGUGGCCAGGCCUUCAACCAGGGAGAGGUCAUCAUGAACUUUGGGGACAUAGAUGGCACCUCUCACUGUGUCUUCUGGGACCAUAAUCUCUUCCAGGGCAAAGGGGGCUGGUCGGAUGAAGGGUGCCAGGUACAGGAAGCCAGUGCCAGCCCCACCACUCAGUGCAUCUGCCAGCACCUCACUGCCUUCUCCAUCCUCAUGUCCCGACACAGGGUUCCAAAAAACCCCACCCUGGACCUGCUGGGUCAGGUGGGCUUGGGAGCCUCCAUUCUGGCACUGCUUGUGUGCCUGGGCGUGUACAGGCUGGUGUGGAGAGUCGUGGUACGGAACAGAGUGGCCUACUUACGCCACGCAGCCUUGCUCAACACGGUGCUCUGCCUGCUGGCCGCAGACACGUGCUUCUUAGGAGCCGCCUUGCUUCCUCCAGGGCCCCGCAGCCCGCUCUGCCUGGCCACUGCCUUCCUCUCUCAUUUCCUCUACCUGGCCACCUUUUUCUGGAUGCUGGCUCAGUCCCUGAUGUUGGCCCACCAGCUGCUCUUUGUCUUCCAUCAGCUGUCCAAGCACCGAGUACUCUCCCUGAUGGUGGUCCUCGGAUACCUGUGCCCAAUGGGGUUGGCAGUUAUUGCCUUGGGCCUCUACCUACCGCAAGGGCAAUACCUGGGGGAGGAAGAAUGCUGGUUGGACAGGAAGGGAGUGGGGCUCUACACCUUCGUGGGGCCAGUGCUGACCAUUGUGGGCGUGAACGGGUUGGUGCUAGCCAUGGCUGUGCUGAAGUUGCUGAGACCUUCGCUGUCAGAGGGGCCCCAGGUGGAGAAGCGCCAAGCUCUUCGGGGGGUGAUCAAAGCCCUGCUCAUUCUCACACCCAUCUUCGGCCUGACCUGGGGGCUGGGCCUGGCCACUCUGUUAGAGGAAGUCUCCAUAGUCCCUCACUACAUCUUCACGGUUCUCAACACCUUCCAGGGCGUCUUCAUCUUAUUGUUUGGCUGCCUCGUGGACAAGAAGGUGCAAGAGGCUUUACUCAAACGUUUCUGCCGCAGCCAAGCCCCCAGCUCCACCCUCUCCCUGGUCCCAGAUGAAACCUACAUCCCGGAACACAGCAAAGGGAGAGGUGAAAACGGCAGCUCACCUGUCGCCACCCCUACCCUAUCCAGGCAAGAAGAACAUGGAAAACCGUCUAGCUAAAGCUGCCUGAUGAAUGAGCUGCCUUUGCUGUAAAAACAGAUAUCAAAAUUCAAAGCACUUGCAAGGAGAACUGUCUCAACCAGUUUUUUAACUAAUCAGCAGUUCAUGUGACAGAUGUAUUUGAUAAAAAUGGUUUCCUUUUAACUAUUCGCUUAUUUCUUCUCUGAUAGUUUCUCCUCUACAGUUACGAAGAAAGGAUGCCUUAACUGACAGGAACUCUGAUCUUGCAAACACUGAAGGUGAAGGGCAGAGUUUUGGUUUGUUUCUUUUCAAAGUUUAGGAAGAGGUGAAAUUAAUAGGUCUCUCUUUCUUUAAAAAAAAUCAACAAAAAAUGUAAGUGUCAUAGACAUGUGCAUGUAUACAAAAAGUGACAUGAGCACAUUUGUAAGAAUGCGUUAUAAAUUUUAAAGUAGAGUGAAAAGUACCACAGACUGACAAGAAUUAAGGAGAAAAGAUGACAAAACCAAUGAUAUUCAAAAGUGGCAGGAUCAAGCUAAGACUAGAUGUAGAGAAGAAAUAUUUAAGAAAAGCCUUUAGAGGACACCAAGACGUCUAGCUGAAUUAACUUAUAGAAUCCACAAAAGGAUGAUGACAGAAUUCUGAAAAAUUUUAAGACUAGAUAAAUGAAAAACUUCUGAUGAAUGAGUGUUUGCUAAUUACAAAAUUCAUGGGCAUUUUUCUAAGAUGGAAUGGGAAUG